AUGGCUGCGCUGAACCUGGCGUCACAGUCGGUGCUGGAGGGCCUGAACGCCUGUCUGGACCACCGCGGCUCGGUGUUCGUGCCAGAGCUGGGGCGCACGUUCGCCCUCCAACGGGGCGUCACGCGCAUCUUCGCAUGCCAGAACCCGCUGCACGAGGGCGGCGCGCGCAAGGGCCUGCCCAAGUCCUUCCUCAACCGCUUCACACAGGUGUUCGUGGAGCCGCUCUCGCAAGACGACCUGGAGCACAUCGUGCUGUCGACGCGUCUGCCGGCGGGCGGCCGCUGUCCGCCGGCGGCUGACGUGCGCCGCAUGGCUGACUUCAGCCGUCGACUCAACGCCGCCGUCCACGGCCGGCGCGAAUUCGGCCAGCGCGGCGGGCCCUGGGAGUUUAACCUGCGCGACAUCACCAGGUCAUAG
Molecule: messenger RNA, 417 nt
Organism: Pollicipes pollicipes
Lineage: Eukaryota; Metazoa; Arthropoda; Thecostraca; Pollicipedomorpha; Pollicipedidae
Product: midasin-like
Exons: 4
Coding region: 1-417 (138 amino acids)
Biological process (GO): ribosomal large subunit assembly; ribosomal large subunit export from nucleus
Cellular component (GO): nucleus; preribosome, large subunit precursor
Source: RefSeq, a predicted model, not a curated record